Molecule: messenger RNA, 1548 nt
Organism: Purpureocillium lilacinum
Lineage: Eukaryota; Fungi; Ascomycota; Sordariomycetes; Hypocreales; Ophiocordycipitaceae
Product: D-arabinono-1,4-lactone oxidase
Cellular component (GO): membrane; mitochondrion
Molecular function (GO): FAD binding; D-arabinono-1,4-lactone oxidase activity
Source: RefSeq, a predicted model, not a curated record
AUGCAUCCCCUCGUGGCCGCCGAGCUCGAGGGCCGCGGCGAUGGCGUUCCCUUUCGGGCGGUGACGCAGCACGUCCACCGCACCUGGGCGCGCACCUUUUCCUGCGUUCCCGAGCUCUACAUCCAGCCCGAAUCCCUCGCCGAGGUCGAGAAGCUCGUUGGUCUGGCCCGGAGAUGUCGCCGUCGCGUCGUCGUUACCGGCUGCGGCCACUCGCCGUCCAACAUCACCUGCACCUCCAGUUGGCUCGUCAACCUCGACCGCUUCAACAAGAUCCUUUCUGUGGAUGAAAGCACGGGUGUCGUCGUGAUGCAGAGCGGCAUUCGGCUCUACGCGCUGUGCGAGGAGCUCGAGAGACAUGGCUUGGCCAUGCCCAACCUCGGUAGCAUCAACCAGCAGUCCAUCGCCGGUGCCAUCUCCACCGGCACGCACGGCAGCAGCGUCCGGCACGGCCUCAUGUCCGAGGAUAUCGUUUCUCUCAAGAUCACCCUAGCGAGCGGCGCCACCGAGUUCUGCUCCGCGGACGUCAAGCCUGACCUGUUCCGAGCUGCCCUCCUCUCCCUCGGGGCCCUAGGCAUCAUCACCGAGGUCGCCUUCCGGGCCGUGCCUGCCUUUACGCUCAAGUGGAAGCAGACCAUCGACGCUGACCGGAAAUUGUUCGAGUCGUGGCCUCGAGACUUGUGGACGCAGAGUGAAUUUGUCCGCGUUUGGUGGUUCCCUUAUACUCGCCGCGCGGUCGUCUGGCAGGGAGACAAGACGACAGAGGCCGAAGCCGACCCGCCGGUCAGCUACUACGAUGGAGCGCUAGGCUACUACGUCUAUCACAACCUUCUAUAUCUGGCGCAGUAUGUCCCGCGCGUGCUGCCAUGGGUCGAGUGGUUCGUGUUUGGCAUGCAGUAUGGCUUUGCGAAUGGGUCUGCUACCACCGCUGUGCAGCCCAGCCGCAAGGCCUUGCUCAUGAACUGCCUCUACUCUCAGUUUGUCAACGAAUGGGCGAUUCCUCUUCACAAGGGGCCCGAAGCUCUGCGCCGGCUCAGCUCCUGGCUUAACCACCUGACGCCCGAGGACCCGGACUACGUGCCUCACAAGAUUCCCUUUUCAGCUGAUGGCCUCUACGUUCACGCACCGGUCGAAGUCCGCGUCAGCGACACGACGCUCACAUCCAACGUCCGGCCCUUCCUUGACCCGACCGUCGAGGACGGACCGACACUGUACCUCAACGCCACGCUAUAUCGCCCCUACUGGAGCGACCCGCCAUGCCGGGAGCGAUACUACGAGGCGUUCGAGUGGCUCAUGAAGGACCUGGGCGGACGCCCGCACUGGGCGAAGAACUUUGAGACGUACCGAUCCGACAUCGAGUCCAUGUACGGCAAAGGCCUUUCUGAGUUCCGGCGUGUUCGAGAUGAAGCCGAUCCCGAGGGUAUGUUUGUUGGCCCGUGGCAUCGGGACCGCGUCCUUGCGGAGGGUUCGCAGUUUGCUCUGGAGGAAGUCGAACUGGCGCGUCAAAGGGCCCCUGGCGGGGGUUUACGGGUAUUUGGACAUGUGCACUGA